Dermatophagoides farinae (American house dust mite) is the source of this 1602-nucleotide messenger RNA. RefSeq names its product pancreatic lipase-related protein 2-like. Gene Ontology annotation, biological process: lipid catabolic process. Lineage: Eukaryota; Metazoa; Arthropoda; Arachnida; Sarcoptiformes; Pyroglyphidae. Gene Ontology annotation, molecular function: triacylglycerol lipase activity. The record is from RefSeq and is a predicted model, not a curated record.
UGCAACCAACCAAUCUAAAGCUGUGUAUUUUUUUAAUGAAAUUUUUUUUUUGUUUUGAAAAUACUGUCUUGAUUAAUUAAAAAAAAAACAAUGAUGUCAAAACAAUUCAUAUUUUCACUCAUUUUAAUUCUAGUGAUAGAAUGUAAUGCAAAUUUAACAUCGGUAACCUAUCCUGGAAUUGGAACAUUUACAUUGACCGAUUUUUAUGAUCCAAUUUAUCGUCCAAUUGUAUUGCUUCCACAAAGUCCCGAAGAUAUGAAUGCAACAUUUUAUUUGUAUACACCGAAAAAUGUCAACAAUUCCGAUAUAUUAGAUUGGAACAGUACUGAUCAUUAUGAAUCGACAAUAUUCAAUCCAAUUCUUAAUACUACAAUCAUUACACACGGUUGGCGUGGCAGUAGCCAAGAGAGUUGGUUACAUAAACUCAAAAAUAGCUUAUUGAAUGUUGAAGAUUUAAAUGUUAUCAUUGUUGGAUGGCCUGGAGGAGCAAAAACUGAAUAUACACAAGCUGUAGCCAAUACACGAGUAAUCGGCAUCAUGAUUGGCAUAUUAAUCGAAAAUUUAGCCAAUAAAUUUAAUAUCUCUUUCGAUUCAUUCCAUCUAAUAGGCCAUUCACUUGGCGGUCAUGUAGUUGGUUAUGCUGGCAAACAUCUAGAUGGUAGAAUAGGCCGUAUUUCAGGCCUAGAUCCAGCAGGACCAUUUUAUAAAGGUCUUAAUUAUACGGAAGCACGUUUAUGGCAUACAGAUGCCAAGUUUGUCGAUGUAAUUCAUACUGAUGCACAACCGUUAAUUAAAUUUGGUAUGGGUAUGUAUGAAACAUGUGGCCAUGUUGACAUCUAUCCCAAUGGUGGAAGAACUCAGCCCGGAUGUGGUGAUCAAGAAAAUGAUGAGAUACCGAUUAUAGGUGAAAUUGUAGACUUAUACCAAUACUCAUCUUGUAAUCAUGGUCGUUCACAUGAAUACUUCAUAGAAUCGAUUACACCACCCAUUUCCAGACCAGUUGCUUAUCUAUGUGAUUCGUAUGAUUCAUUCCAGAAUGGUAAAUGUACUUGGAAUUGUCAAGAACCCAACAAAUGCGUUGUAAUGGAUCCAUUGGCCGAUAGUUAUCAUGUGAAUAAAACAUUUACCCAAGGAAAACGAUAUUUUAUGAUUACAGCUGGAGAGGAGCCAUAUUUUCGUUAUCAAUAUCUAAUUGAUUUAAUAAUGGCUAAUCAUUCGGACGAUUACAUUGGUGGUAUUGUUCCGCCGUUGCUAACAGAAGUGGAAUUAAGAUUCAUCAAUCAAGAUGGAGAUGUUGAAGAAUUUAAUUUCAGUGAAAAAUCCGAAUUAUUUGAAGAUGAAACCGAAUAUCCAAGACUUUUUUCAUUGGAUACAAACCCUGAACAAUUAUAUGAAAUGGAAAUCAAAUGGUCACGUGGUAUCGAUACGAUUACAACUAAAAUGAAUUUAGCAUACAUUAAUGUAACAGCACUUUCAUUUGAAAGUGAUUCGGAUCGUAUGCAGCCAAUGACAUUGAAAUUUAUGCCGAUAACUGAUGAUGGUAUACCAAAUGAUGAUUGGUUUGUUUUAGAACAAAAAUAAAUCAAAUAAUAUAUAUAAUGA